UAGGACGUUAUUUCUCAAACAUUAAUUGAGCCAAUUAUAGAAACUUCACAAAUUAGUAAAGAAAUUUAAUUCCAUAUAAAAGUUGAAAAGGCAAAAAUUAAGCAAAUACCAUAAACAUAGAAACUUUCAACCAGUAAUAAAGUAAGAAAAGGAAAAUUUUGAAAAAUACAAGUCCAAUUACAAAUAGCAGUCACCUUUGUUUACAUUUAAAAAAAAUAAAUACAAAUAGUAUCAAAGACUUUGGUUAUAUUAAAUUAAAUUAAAAAAAAACUACAGACCAACAUAUUAUGGUCCCAUAAAGAGUCCACGCGGACACUUUAUAUGGUUCUUGAAAUUGUCAUUCCCACCCCAAUUUCUCCACUUUCUUUGGGGGGAAAUAAAACAGACACAUCUUCUACUGCUUCUACACUUCUACUUCCAGUGAGAUUUUUUCCCAAUAUAUUUACUUCUUCUAAAAGAUCUUCUUUUUUGAAAAUUUUUUCUUCUUUUUCUCUCUAGCAAUUUUGUUAAAAAAAGAAGACAAAACAGAGAGUAGAGAAAGGACAGAAAAGAAUUAUAUGUCUUGUGUGAUCACAGGUGUAACUGAUCUGGCUAGAGCUACAUAUAAACUCUGGCCUUUUUCAUUCUUUGUUCAAUUUUGUAGGCAAGAAAAGUGUCACUUACCUUCUUUCAUGAUUUUUUUGAGACCAGAAAGGACUUGUUCAAAGAAAAGCUUCUGCUUUUCUAAUUUGGCUACAAAAUUUCUUGGUUUUUCUUGGGACUGACAAUUUUACCAGAAAUUUUAGAAUUCUUUGAGAGGGGUUUAGGGUUUAUCUAUUUUUUUCCCAAAUUGUUCAACAGAUGCCUUGGCUUAGUCCAGAUAUGACUAAUAAGUUGGAAAAGAAUGUUAAGAGGGAAAGGGUAAAAAUGGAUGGUCUCAUUAAUUCAGUGAGAAAAGUUAGGAUCAUAUAUGAUGAUCCUGAUGCUACUGAAUCUGAGAGUGAGGAUGAUCAGAAUGUUUUUCGUGCAAAUAAAAAUGUCGUUAGUAUCAAGCGUGUUGUUAAGGAAGUCGUUAUUCCCGGUGCCUCGUGGGAGAAAAACUCCGAAAAAUGUUAUAAAGUUGAUGACAUUCGGAUGAAAAAUUCUUCCAAGAAGAAUGUUGAAAAUAAGAGGGUGCAGAUAAAAUCGUCGUCUUUGCCUAAAGGAGUUAGAAUGAGGAAAUGGGGAAAAUAUGCAGCGGAGAUCAGAGACCCCUCACAAGGGAAAAGAAUAUGGCUCGGGACUUUUGACACCGUGGAAGGUGCUGCACGAGCAUACGAUGCAAAGAGGGCUGAGUUUGAUAGAACGAUUUUGUUAGAAAAGGGUAAAAAUGUGAGUUCUGUUAGAGCUCCUCCUGAGUGUUCUAUGGCAGCCUGUUCAUCUCGUCCUACAAACGGGACGACCCAUGGUUUGUACUCACACCCGUCCCCAUCCUCGGUGCUAGAUGUACCCACAUCAUCAGCUGCCCUGCUUGACAUUCCAAUGAAAGAGACGGGUCAAAUGCCAGUUGUGGAAAAGCAAUUGUUACGGCCUUCAGGUUGUCGAGAUUUUAAUUUGAGAUUGGAAGAUCAAAUGCUUUGUGGCAUUGUUAACAAGGGAGAACAGGGCAUUUCAGGAUUGAUCGAAGAUCCUUUAAUAGAACAAGGCUCCAUAAGCAAUAGCCUUGUGGAGAUGACUGCAGUCAAUAUCAAGAAGAAAAAGAAAGCCCGACAACCGACGAUAAAAAUUAGUAAAUUUUUUACAAAGGGCAAUGACCAGUCUAUUCUUGGUGUAUUAGACGAUCCUCUCAUCAUGUCUCCUUCUAUUAGUGCAGAGCUUAAUAACUUGAACUUUGAGGAAAGUGCAGUUAAGGGGAAUAACUUGAAACUUCUAGGCUUUGAUGAGAAUGCUCUAUUUGAUAAGGAUUUAGCACAAACUUGUGAUCCUUAUACAGAUUUUAUAGGCCUGGACAGCAAUCUUCUCUGCUGUGAUGGUUUCGAGGAGUUUGUUUACGGCGUAAACGAAAUUGUUGAUGUUGGAGCUGCCACUUCACCAGAAUUGGAUGAAGUUGAGCUUAGAUGGUUAAAUGAUGUUUUGUUACAAGAUCAAUUAGUUUCGUAAGUACGACGAGUAAGUUAAAAGACUGCUUGUAAAGUUGAAAUUUGUGGGCAAUGAGAGGGGUUUUUCUUGGGAUUUUUGCUUUUUGCUCAAAAGAUGUUCCCAGGAUUUUUAACUCAAAAUCCUCUAGUUCCCAACCCCGCUUUUUUUCCUACUCUAUCUCCAAUGAGGUGAAAAAGGAAGAGGAACUUAUAGAAUAGAUGAAAAAUUCUAUUUGUGUUGUUAGCUAUUGUUGCUAUUGAUGAGGCAAUUGUGUAUGCUAGAUAUGGUCCAUUAUGCACUUAUGUUUGUGGCUUCUUGAUUUCA
This is a messenger RNA of Lycium ferocissimum, 2421 nucleotides long. RefSeq lists its product as uncharacterized. NCBI's taxonomy places the organism in Eukaryota, Viridiplantae, Streptophyta, Magnoliopsida, Solanales, Solanaceae. Gene Ontology annotation, molecular function: DNA-binding transcription factor activity; DNA binding. The transcript has 2 exons. Bases 841 to 2118 code for a protein of 425 amino acids. The record is from RefSeq and is a predicted model, not a curated record. Gene Ontology annotation, biological process: regulation of DNA-templated transcription.